Molecule: messenger RNA, 1230 nt
Organism: Eutrema salsugineum
Lineage: Eukaryota; Viridiplantae; Streptophyta; Magnoliopsida; Brassicales; Brassicaceae
Product: bZIP transcription factor 2
Exons: 1
Coding region: 478-996 (172 amino acids)
Biological process (GO): positive regulation of DNA-templated transcription
Cellular component (GO): nucleus
Molecular function (GO): DNA-binding transcription factor activity; transcription cis-regulatory region binding
Source: RefSeq, a predicted model, not a curated record
UUCCCCUUCACACAAGUUCUCUUCCUUAUCUCCAAAAUCUUCCCUUAUAUUUAUCUCCUCUGUUUCUUCUUCCUCCUCAACAUAUUCCAAAAUAUAUAUAUAUUUCUAUCUUCCUCUGUUUCUCUGUUCUUGCAUCCAAAAUCUCACAACCGAGGAAAGAAUCAUUAAAAAGUUUGAGAAUUUAAUGAUUGGAAACUGAUGACUCCGGUUCUCUGCGAAAUCCUGCUCUCUGGGCUCACGGUUAAAUCUGCUCUCCGCCGUAGAACCCAUCUUGUUCAAUCUUUCUCCGUCGUCUUCCUCUACUGGUUUUACAACGUUUCAUGAUUUGCCUCCCUUUUCGAAAUUAAAAUCUAGCUAAUAUCACAUCAAUUAUAUUUCAGACAAACCCACAAAAAUAUAAUACAAAAAUCUGUCUUUUUUUUUCGUUCUUGUAAUUUUCUUGGUUAAAAGUUGAAACCUUUUUUGCGUCCCGAAUCAAUGGCAUCGUCUAGCAGCACAUACCGGAGCUCGAGCUCUUCCGACGGUGGUAAUCCAUCGGAUUCCGUCGUCGCCGUCGACGAGCGAAAGCGUAAGAGAAUGCUAUCGAACCGUGAAUCUGCACGUAGAUCCAGGAUGCGUAAACAGAAACACGUCGACGAUCUAACGGCUCAGAUCAAUCAGCUUUCAAGCGACAACCGUCAGAUCUUGACGAGUCUCACCGUCACAUCUCAGCUUUACAUGAAGAUCCAAGCCGAGAAUUCCGUUUUGACCGCUCAGAUGUCAGAGCUAAGCACCAGACUCGAGUCGUUGAACGAGAUCGUCGAUCUCGUGACGACGAACAAUGGUGGUGCAGGAUUCAGUGGUGUCGAUCAGAUCGACGGCUGUGGAUUCGAUGAUCGUACGGUUGGGAUUAAUAGCGACGGAUAUUACGAUGAUAUGAUGGGUAGCGUUAAUCAUUGGGGUGGUUCGGUUUACACUAACCAACCCAUCAUGGCUAAUGAUAUCAACAUGUAUUAAGUUAAAUUUAAUUAUAAAAAACUAGUAUUAUUGCCCCCUUUUUAUUUUAUUUUUAAGUUAGGUUUUUUUUGGUGUUGUUGGGUUGGUGUGAAGAUGUAAUUAUAGUACAUGCAUCUUGAUUGGUUGGAAGGAUAAAUAAACUUAUAUAUAUUUUGGGGCAUAAUAUAUAUAGGCUGUCAUUUGUCAUGUAUUGGUGUGUGCUUUUUUGUUAAUUAAUAUAAAGUUCAAAUUCUA